Molecule: messenger RNA, 351 nt
Organism: Iphiclides podalirius (scarce swallowtail)
Lineage: Eukaryota; Metazoa; Arthropoda; Insecta; Lepidoptera; Papilionidae
Source: the annotation of a GenBank genome assembly
AUGGGAUCAUGUGGUUAUCGUAUUGCGUACGAAUCAGGUGACCGGUGGCAUUAUCUAAAUAUAAACAUAAAGAACUGCGUCGCCAACGCGACUGUGACGAGCGACAUGCAGCCGCUGGUGGAGAGGAUCAGGGAGCUGGAGGCGUUGCUGAAGCAGCGCGACCAGGAGAUGCUGGAACUGCGCUCGCAGCUGGACAAGUUGCAGAGCGUCUUCCCGUACCAGCAGUACGCGAGGGGAUCGCGCGGUCCUAGGAAGCAGAGGGCCCAGGGUAUCUCUGCGGAGCCGCAGACGAGCUCCUCCCUCCAGGACUUGACGCACCAAACAUUCCCAGUGUACGACAAGAGCGAAACG